AAUGGUGCAGUUAUGUUCUGUCUGCUUAAGAAGGGCUCAAGAAAGAACCAAGAACAAGAAAAUAUAGAUAGCUUCACUGCCAAGAAAACAUCAAUCUCCUAUCAAGACUCUGAUAUCGAUCCGCUAGAUGGUUUAUCAGGCAUGGUGGUUGACACCUUGAAGGUCUACAAGUUCCACGAGCUGCAAUCCGCAACGAGCGACUUCACAUCUUCCAGCUCGCUCGGAGGGUCAGGGUACAUCGGUAAUAUCAACGGCGACGGUGCGAUGAUCAAGAAAAUGGAAGGAAACGCAUCUAAGGAGAUCAACUUACUGUCGAAACUAAACCAUUUCAACAUCAUCCGUCUCUCCGGCUUCUGUCUCCACGAAGGAGACUGGUACUUAGUCUACGAACACGCUUCUAACGGAAGCUUAAGUGAUUGGAUCUACGCGAAGAAGUCUCUCUUGAGCUUGGCUCAGAGACUGCAAAUCGCUUUGGAUAUAGCGACGGGGCUUAACUAUCUACACAACUUCGCGGACCCUCCUUACGUCCACAGGGAUUUAACCAGCGGGAGCAUCUUUCUUGACUUCGAGUUUCGAGGAAAGAUUGGUAACUUAGGUUUAGCUAGGUCGACGGAGAGAGAUGGGGAUUACGUGUUGACCAAGCAUGUGGAAGGGACGAGAGGGUAUUUAGCUCCUGAGUAUAUGGAACAUGGGUUGGUCUCGACUAAGCUUGAUGUUUAUGCUUUUGGUGUUGUGGUCUUGGAGAUUGUUACCGGUAAAGAAGCUUCUGAGUUGAAGAAAGAGAUCGAUGAAGGUAAGGAUUUGGAGGCGUUUUUGGUUAGUGGAAGCUUCUUGCCUGAAGGGCUAGUGGGUUUUGUGGUGAGGUUAGUGAUGGAUUGUUUGAAGAGAGAUCAUUUGAAUCGUCCAUCAAUGGAUGAGAUUGUUCUGUCUUUGUCCAAGAUCUUGACGGCUUCGAAAAGCUGGAAAUCGUCUUACUAAAGUAAAGGCCCAAUGGCCAAUAUGUUUUAGCCUUUUUACGCUGCAUGUUAACCAAAAGGAUUUUCUUUUUGUUUGUUUUUAGAAGCUUAUGUUCUUGUGUUGGAUUUGUGGUCAGGAAAAUGUUGACUGGUUUUAAG
Messenger RNA from Raphanus sativus (radish), 1115 nucleotides. RefSeq names its product lysM domain receptor-like kinase 4. The record is from RefSeq and is a predicted model, not a curated record. Gene Ontology annotation, molecular function: ATP binding; protein kinase activity. The annotation marks the transcript as partial. Gene Ontology annotation, biological process: protein phosphorylation. The transcript has a single exon. Lineage: Eukaryota; Viridiplantae; Streptophyta; Magnoliopsida; Brassicales; Brassicaceae.